Molecule: messenger RNA, 3900 nt
Organism: Xenia sp. Carnegie-2017
Lineage: Eukaryota; Metazoa; Cnidaria; Anthozoa; Malacalcyonacea; Xeniidae
Product: pecanex-like protein 4
Exons: 8
Coding region: 160-3645 (1161 amino acids)
Cellular component (GO): membrane
Source: RefSeq, a predicted model, not a curated record
ACAUGAGUAUUUGAUAAAAAAACUGACGAUAAAAAGCACGAUUCUUGAUAAAAACAAAAAAUUUUUUACCAAUAUGUCUUACAGAGGAUAUUCUAGUCACUUGAAUAUAAAUUUUUUCUGUUUAAAUUAGAAAAGAGAUCUUUGCGAAUUUUUUCUUCAAUGGCAAUGUCAUCCACAGAUGGAGCUAAAGCUUUGUUCUUGAACGACUAUAACAUAAAAUUCUUUCAAAAACGAUUUCCGCAAACGUUGACUGGUGGUUUACGAUUUAAAAUUGGUGCACAGUGGUAUAUUUACUUCUAUCAAGUCUUUGUAUUUUUCUUUCCUGCUUUAUUUGGUGUGUUGUUCACGAUCUUGGCUGAGUUGAAGAUCUUUAAUGAUUAUGUAUGGUCCUACAUUUACGGUGGUUUGCUUGGAGUAACUCUUGCGUUUGUUCAUUUGCUGAAAUUUUACAUGAAGAAGUGUCCAGACAAGGAAAGGCCUGAAAUUAACAAACAUAACUUACCAACUGAAAAUGAUCAGAUCAAGUUUUCUUCAUGUUGCAACAAGGAGAUCUUUUGGUUUAUGUUUCCGAAAAACUCCUGCGUUUUACUACGUAUUUUGGCGAUAGUUUUAAGCAGUGGUGCAACUUUUCUGUAUCUGCAACCUUCUGUGUUGGAGGAUUUAGGUUUUAAUCAUGAUUCAACAAUUAUUCUGUUAAUAUUUAACUGGUUAACGUUAUGCAUUGCCAAUUAUUCAUUAACUGUCUAUCCUCCACCAGAAACUGCUAUGUUUCGCACAGUGAAUAAUUCAUGGUAUAGUUCACUCACAAGAUCGUUGUAUGUUGGAUCAAUUGCUGUAGUUGGAGUUUUAGCAAGGCACUACUCCAGUUUAAAGAUGAUCAGUAUGGUUCUUUGUGUUGUCAUGGCAACAUUACCUGGACUUUGGACUGUAGGUAUUCUGCCACCAAUUGAUGCAUUAUUCCCAUGGCUUGGUGAGCAAGUUCUUGUGUUUGUACUCGGUGGUACGUACACAACAUCAGAUGUCAGCGUGUUUUAUAAAAAUCACACAUUACUGAUAUCAUAUUCUGCCGCAGUUGGAUUUAUUCUCAGUUUUGAUCUUUGGUAUAUUGGUCAUUCAGCCAUAACAUUCUUUACCAGGGCAAAGGAAAAGCUUUCACUGUCACAUUUAAUGAUCGUUGUUAAGUAUACAACUAUGCUCUUUCUAUGUGUCGCAACAGCUGGUAUUUCUAGUCAUUUUUGUGAUAACGCGAGCAGAAAAACACUUGACAUUUUUGGCUACGUUUUUGUGUUUUUAUUUGUACUACUGAAAAUACUUGGAGAUUUGAAUUCUGUCUACGUCGCGUCUGGAUUGGUUAGAAAUCCAAUUUACAUAAAGAGCGUCACUUCAGUUGAGAAAUUGAAGGAAUUUCAAAGAUCACAAAGAUAUGUUGGUGUUAUUUACGACAUUGUUCAUUGCUAUGUUUGUCCAUUCCUUAUUGUGGGAUUUCUCAGCACAUUUCUUGGAAAUCCUUCAAACAGAGACAUCGGAUCAUUUCUUAAAGUUAUAGGAAUCAUUCGAUCGUUAAGAUGGGCAUGGCAGAACACUUUCAAAUGUUUAUUUGAAAUCGUUAUCUAUUGUGUUGUAAUAUUUAUGAACAUUCAAAACAAAUGGUGGCACGAUUUGGGGAUUGGGCUUCAACUUCUUCUCAUUGGUAUAAUCAUUGACAGACUGGUGGAAAUCAUAACAAAAUUAAAAUUUAUGUUUACUGUGUUUGUAACAUCGUGGAUUGAGCCAAAACAAAGACAUUCCUUAACCAUUCCUACAUAUAUAACAUCACUCUUACUUAGUCCACUGGUUCUGGGUAUUUUAGUUUUAUCUGUGCUACUAUCUUCUCCCCUUACACCUCUCUUUUGUUUUCCUAUCUUUUUUGUUGGCUUUCCUCGCCCAAAACGCGCCUGGCCGUCAUUAAUCAUGCAAAUGUUGGGCUCCAGUGAAGGUUCUAUCUACUACAAGCAACUUAUGCCAAAAUUAGUAAAUCAACUACGAAGUAUGUUUUCUUACGGUAAUCUUACGAGCAAAAGCGAUUUCCUGCUCAUACGCUAUCAAGAUCGCCUUAUCAUUGUACAGAUUCUUGAAAAGGGAUAUAAAUAUUGUAAUGUGAUUGUCAGGGGACUCGAACUCCAAGAAACUUCGUGUCAUACUGUGGAAGCAGCGCAAGUAGAUGAGAUAUUUGAAGAUACUUUUACGAGAGAACGCAAUUCAUUAUUUGGAUUUAAUUUUAACUAUUGGUUAAAUACUCUAACACCGUUAAAUUGCUUCGUUAUCAACACUUAUUCCGACGCUCAUAGUGUCCUUACAGGUAUAAUUGAUCAGCCAGCAAACAUUUCUCAACAAUGUACUAACUUUAUGAAGUGCUUGAUUUGGGUGUUGUUGAAGUAUAAGACCAGUGAUAAAGAUCGCAACAACAUAAAAACAUCACACUUGAGGGAGAACAUAAUGACUUUGGAAACUGAUCCCGUGAUAUCCCUCAACGACAAUUAUAGUAUACCAAAGACAACAGAAACAUGGUGCGAUUUUAAAACCAAAAAUACCACAAAGCUGAAAGGAAUAGAGCCAAAAGCACGUGAAAAGACAACCAUGACAGACGUCGAUGAUUGGUACGAUAGAGAAUGGUCAUCAAGUGACGUAAGCGAAAGUGAAGAAGAGGAAAGCACAAAAAUACAAAUGUCAUAUAGUACAGGAAACGAGACAGUGAUAACGUUUGGUUUGCCCGCACAGGACAUAGGCAGCAAAACAAAGUUACAGAAAAACGCAGUGAAAAAAUCAAACCUCAUACUUCCAACUCGAAAAAUCGCACCAAAAGUUAUAAGCAAGCUUUCUGAUGACGCUGAAAUUAAAGGUGGGCUGCUCUCACAUUGGAACUAUUUGCUUCGAUCAUGUCAAAGAUAUGUACAAGAAAUCGAAUCAUAUUUCCCCAAAGAAUGGUUUAGUUAUGUUCUAAAUAGCUGUGACGAUUCCUUCCUAAAUGACGAGAUAUCAGUUGCCAUGUAUCGGAAUCUGAUAUUGAAAUGCUUCUCAGUUGUAAACGUUUGCGGUUUACAUGGAAAUGUAUUAGAAGCUGGACCUUCACAUAUAAACAAGGUGUUUCAUAACAAGAUUCCCUGGUCACCUGAACUGGAUAUGAUGGAACAAGACAAUAAACUAAAGAAUUUGGUUUUAAAAGCUUACAGGUACGCAUUUAAAGUAACGUAUGACGAGGCGGUCUUUGGUGAGUUCCAUGAUGACAAUGAAUUAAAUAAGAUGUUACAAGAUUUUGAGGUAAACUGGCACAUUGGCAUUGAAAAUAACCAGGAUUGGAAUGCAGCGAUAUUGGCUGAAAAAGCUUGUUUAUUUACAAUAGGAUACGAUUCUGAACAGAGUGUAUUCACUAGUCAUCUGCUGACUAAACAAGAUCUCAUAAUGUAUAUUGGGACUCUAAACAGCGAAGCAGUACGUGGUCAGUGGUCAUCUCUAGCUUUCGAACUACUUUAUUUAACAAACGAUGAUGAAGAGCGAUAUAGCAUUCAAGCACAUCCUGUUUUGCUACGCAAUGUCACUAUGCAAGCAGCUGAGCCACCAUUAGGUUAUGCAGUUUAUUCCUCAGGAUCUUUGCACAUCACAUUUUGACACUGACAUAAUUGUGAGGAAAAUGAAGCAGUGAUUUGCUUCAGUUGGUGUCAUCUUUCUAUGUAUUUUGAAGUGAACACUGCUUACUUAACUUGCACUUAACGACCAUUUUUAUUGUCCGCAGGUAAACACAAUAAACUUGUUUGUAGGUGGAAAAUCGAAGAGAGCUGAACAUGAUGUAAAUUAAAUAAUUUCAUAUAUAUAAUGUGAAUAAUAGGAACUUCGUAAAUAAAUUAGGGAAAUUCACACCUGCAA